This is a messenger RNA of Cotesia congregata, 525 nucleotides long. The record is from the annotation of a GenBank genome assembly. Lineage: Eukaryota; Metazoa; Arthropoda; Insecta; Hymenoptera; Braconidae.
AUGCCAAACGGUUCAUUUGCAGUCAAGGAAUUUUGUGUCACCAAGAUUACUAAUGGAUAUCAAUUCAAUGGUGUUAAUGAGUGUGACUAUCAUUUAUUUAAGCCUCCAAUGAUGAUUACUAGUGCAUCUGUUAUUAAGCAAAACUGGACUAUAAUGCACGUCGUAAUUAGCUGGGAUGUCGAUUAUUAUGGCCAAUUAACAACAAUAGACAAAAAAAUAAUAAACAGCAUCAGCCAAUCCAACACUGACUUAUUAGUAGCUACGACCAAAGGAAGUAGGCACAAAGUGAACAAAACCAUUGACCUUGAGCAUCCGCAAUCCACCAGGACACUCAAGUACUCAAUGGCAAUCCCAAAAUGCGACAGAGAAGACUUCCAUCGUCUAAACAUACAAAAAUACUGGUGGCUAAAUGGAGCCACAUACAUGGACAAGCUGAACAGCAGGAUGAAAAGUGGCUACAAAAUGAAACAACAAGAUCGACAGCGAAAGAAUUUGCUACCAACAAGAUUCGAGGUGCCAAACUAA